UAUGAUUAACGAAUUCUUAGAUUUCUGUUAAAAGAAUGAUGGACAUGAAAGAAAUAGACAUUUGCCAGCAAGAAAAAAAUGGAAGGAAGUUGAAGACGAGUUACUAUUAAAAGCAAUAAGAAAAUAUGGAACUCAAUGGACUAAAAUUUAAGAUGAAAUUCCAUCUAAAGACUCUAGACAAUGUUAAGCUAGAUGGAAAAUACUCAAACAUGUAUAUAUUAUAUAAUUAUAUAUAAUUAGAAGGAAGAAACAUUAAUGAGAUUGGAAGCUUUAGCUAGAGAAGACUUCUCUGAUAAAGAUAGCCAUUUAUAAAAGAUGAAGAAAUAAUUGAAAUAAAGGAAAGAAAUACCUAGAAAAUAUAAUCCUAAAUUUGAUUACAAUGAGGAUUCCUCUAGUGAAUCAAUGCAUUUAUAAUAAUUUUAAGAAGCAUUAGCUAAACAACCAAAUAAAUUAUAACAAAUUCAAUAACAAUAAUAAUAGCAAUAGAAGAGAGAAUAAUAUUAGAAAUAAGUGUAAAAUUAAUAUCAGAAUGUCUGGAAUGCCAUGGAUGACAAAAUGUUAUGGACAGCUUACAAAAUAUACAAAGGAGCAUGGAAUUAAAUCACUCCUAGAUUUUAAGAGAAAAACCCUUAAAGCUGCAUAGAUAGAUAUUAAUAUGUAAAAAAUUAUAAUGAUUUAAAUAGUUAUUAUAAUAAAAGAAAAUCAAAUUGUAAGAAGAUGCUUCAUCAGUGGAUGUAAUAUCAUCUCCAAAUGAUUUGAAUAGUUCAAAAGAAGGAUCUGAACAAUUUGACAUUUCAGUUAGUGAAGAUGAAGAUUCAACAGAUUUAUAGCGGUCUGAUUGCAAAACAUUAUAAACAAAAUAACAAUAAUACAAAGGAGUUUAUACAGUCUAACAAUGUCAUACAAAUAUUGAAAGAAUUUUGAAAUCAUUUUCCAAUCAUAAUUUAGAUACAUUGCCUGGAAUACGCGAAUCAAUAGUCAAACUUAUAUUAACAGAUUGA
This is a messenger RNA of Paramecium pentaurelia, 1001 nucleotides long. The record is from the annotation of a GenBank genome assembly. NCBI's taxonomy places the organism in Eukaryota, Ciliophora, Oligohymenophorea, Peniculida, Parameciidae.